Molecule: messenger RNA, 2174 nt
Organism: Syngnathoides biaculeatus (alligator pipefish)
Lineage: Eukaryota; Metazoa; Chordata; Actinopteri; Syngnathiformes; Syngnathidae
Gene: cd302
Product: CD302 molecule
Exons: 6
Coding region: 177-911 (244 amino acids)
Molecular function (GO): signaling receptor activity
Source: RefSeq, a predicted model, not a curated record
CGGGCAGGCAUGUUUGGUCCACUGUUGUGGGCGGGGCCAACUACCCUUGCAAACGAGACAGAACAACAGGUUGGGCCUUUUCGUGUAAAGUUUUGUUUUUCUUCUUUUUUUUUUAUUUGCUUUUUUUCUUUUGUGUGAGUGGGUGUGUGUGUGUGUGUGUGUGACUCUUUUCUGUCAUGGAGUCGCUGGAGCGAAGUGUCGGUUCUCUGUCCCUGACGUGCUGCUUGUUUAUGUUUCUUCUCCAGCUUCAGGCGGCUUGGACGGGAGACUGUCCCGCUGACGGACGAACGUGGGUGCCCUUUAAAAACAAAUGCUACCACUUUGUCCACGGAGAAGAAGACAAACUCAAAGUGUACAAUUUUGAGAGUGCCAAAAGCCUCUGCCUACACUCUGAGCUGCUGUCCAUCCAGAGUGCCGAAGAGAAUGACUUUGUGGUUAAAUAUAGUCCCGAGGUGUGGAAAGGCGAAGUCAACGUGUGGCUGGGAAUGUAUUAUGAUACAAACAUCGAAGACAUGAAGUGGCUGGACGAGGAGCCGGUGAAUUUCACCAACUGGGAAGCGGGCUCGUCCCCGUUUGACUUCGUGCCGCUGGACACGUGCGUGGCCGUGCACAGCGACACUGGGAAGUGGGAACGCGUCAGCUGCUUGGACGACCUGGAGAACGGCGUCGUCUGCGAGGCGCCUCAGAAAGCAGAGGAACCCAAACAAAAACCCAGCGGCCUGCUGUCAGCGCUGGUGAUCCUCAGCGUGAUCGCCGUCAUGGCCGUCUCGGCCAUCGUUUGGUUUGUGCACCACAAGCGACACCCGGGCUCCUCCGUCGUCACGGGGUUCGAGUACCACCCGCCGUUCAGAGCCCCCGAAGGCGAUCGCUCCUGCCUGAUGGAGGCCGAGGAGUUAGCCGGCGGGCCGUAGCGGGAAGUUCGGCUCCGUUACGCAGUCGGCACGCUAACACCAGUGCCAAAACUUUUUAACUCGGAACGUUAAUAUGUCGCCGUUUCAAAGUCGAGUACUAACAAGUGUUCGUAUGCAGUCCGUUUCAUCUGAGUGGCAUUUGAUUACUUUCAUCUUGCUGGGAUCGAAAAACUUUGGAAGAGAUCAUUUUCAGUGUUAAGCCUUUUUCUCACAAAGUUGAUACAGAUUAUAAAAAAAAAAAAGACUCUCUAAUAAGCUAAAUCAGGGGUAGGCAACUUUUUUUUUUUUUUCAUAUUCUGCGCCACGUUACUAUGUAUCGAGUCAUUGAGGCGCCAGCACCCAAUCGGACGACGUCACUGGCCAGCUCAAGUUUAUUGGAAGGCCAAGUGGAUAAAAGCAAUCGGGAAAACUGAAAUGGCCUAUAAACAUUUCAGCUUUUCUGUUAAAGCAGUUUCCUGUUAACCCUCCUCAAUGUGGGGGUCUCACUACUACAUUUGUGUGUCAUUUCACGUUUUCAGCACUUUUCUUCAAACAUGUAAUCUCUAAAUUGACUUGAUCCAAACGGGCAUGCGGCUCAAUGUUUUGGGACUUUUUUUUUUUUUUUAAAUCACAGCUCUGUGGUUUUGCUUGUUUUAAGAAUUGCAAAAGUCCUCUUGGCCACCCCAAAGCUAAAUCUUUGUCUAAACAAGGCCUCACAACGUAUUUGCAUUUUGAAAUGAUAAGACCCUUUGUUACUAUUACUAAUAUGUGAUACUCUGGCACUUUUUAACUUUUUUUUUUUAACCCUUACCAAAUAUCUGUUUUUGUUUUUAAAUCUGCAUUCGUCCACUUUACAGGAACGUGAGCGGCCUUUCGUUUGUGAAGGCUUGGUGACUUCUUUAUAAAAGUGUAAAUAUUGCCGAUGAGGUGCAUCCCAACCAUCGCUUGAGCUCCUUACGUAAUGUUACAGCGAUGAGCCCGAAUCCUCUAUUUUUUUGUACUUUUAAGUGAAGCAAACGACUGCUUCUGUUUGCACAAUAAUCAAAUUUUCAGCUACGCUGAAUCAAGAGAUCAAAAGUGAAUUUUGCAUCUUUUUUUUUCCUUCUCCUUUCGCCAUAGAAAUGAAAGGCAGAACUGUAGGGAGCAAUAUGCUUUGUCAUCGGAAUAUUUCAGAAUUACGACUUUGCUUCCGUAUGAUGCCUCUGUGCAGUAUAAUUAUAUUAACACAUGUCACGUACAAUCUGAGCCCUGCUCCUCCAUAAUAAAGCAACACGGUUACAAGGA